UUUUUUUUGCCGACGUUUACUGACACCGGUCAUAUUGAACGGGCGUUGCGCAUUCGUAAAUGCAACAGUUAUCCUGUGCUCUGGUCGGAGUGGAUAACCAGAGGGAGUCAGGGUAAUAUAACAGUAAUAUAGUAUAUUGUGGCUCGCUUCGGUUUUAACUGAGUAGCAACGUUUGCGGAAAACAUUUUCUUCCAACAAGUGUGUAACUAGGCAUUAUGUUAGCCACCGUGCUAGCUAGCUAAUCCUGCACUGGCUAGCAUUACCGUCGUCAGCUGUCCUGCAAAAUCAAGGACAGAUGACCAUUUCACUCACAAUUCCCAAAGAAAUCACUAUCCAGUUCUAUGUUCAGUACAUGAACUAACUAACCUAACUAUAUAAGGAUGGAUUCAAAGAGAGACAUGAAAGAUCAAGAAACCGAAAGGGUCUCCAAGGUGACGGCUGUGCUGCUGAAGUCCCGGACGGGAGAGUUUGAUCUAGAAUCUAUUCUGUUCCUGAAGCUCCGAGGUCUCGGGAUCUAUGAUCUAGGCUGUAUCGGGGACUGUAUAAAUCUGGAGAGACUGGAUCUGUCCGGUAACAAGAUCACUAACCUGGCUCCGCUCUCUUCUCUGAGACUACUACAGAUACUCAAUGUUUCAGCCAACAGGAUCUCGAACUUAGAAGACAUUUCCAGCUGUGAUAGUUUACAGAGUCUAAAUGUGGCUGGGAACCUCAUAUCCAGUAUCGACAACAUCCACUGCCUUCAGUCGUUGAGGAAGCUGGAGAAUAUUCGCCUGAAAGACAACACCUAUAACUACACCAACCCAGUUUGUAAGAACUCGUCCUACAGAAACAUUCUUCUGGAGAUGUUCCCAAACAUCAGAGUUUUGGACGGUGAAAGAGUGGUUGGACGUGGGAGUGACUUAUAUAAAUUAUGCAAAGACAUUGAUGAAACUAUCAAAGCUGGUUUCUAUAGGAAUGGCCAGUUACCAGAGCUGCCUGGCUGUAAGCCCUGGGUCGACAACGACUUCUGGGAGAUCAAGCGAUCCAAUAACGCCAUUCUAGACGAGGCCUACAAACAGUUCAAUGACGUCCUUCAUGAAUGCAGACUGCUGAACAACAGAGCAACACAUGUCAUCUCACAGACAGAGAGAUCUCUGAGCCUCAAGAACCAGCCGAAGCAGUACUCUGUUUAAAAAUGUGCACCGAAGCAGUACUCUGUUUAAAAAUGUGCACCGAAGCAGUACUCUGUUUAAAAAUGUGCACCGAAGCAGUACUCUGUUUAAAAAUGCCAUUUACAACAGGCAACAUUGAUUGUGAAGUGUGUUUGUGUGAUAUGUGUUACUUACAUGAAACGAUGUCAUGGCUUCAUGUAUUUGUAUUAAAUGAUGUUGUUUUUAUAUCCGAA
Salmo salar (Atlantic salmon) is the source of this 1384-nucleotide messenger RNA. RefSeq names its product leucine rich repeat containing 61 (gene lrrc61). Gene Ontology annotation, biological process: outer dynein arm assembly. Gene Ontology annotation, molecular function: protein binding. The record is from RefSeq and is a predicted model, not a curated record. Gene Ontology annotation, cellular component: cytoplasm. NCBI's taxonomy places the organism in Eukaryota, Metazoa, Chordata, Actinopteri, Salmoniformes, Salmonidae.